UGAAGAAUGGCUAUGUUUAUUGAAUACAAUUAUCAAAAUAGUCCAAAGUUGAACGGAGAAGCUGAGACACAAAGAUGUCAUCUUGCAGGUGACAUCAGUCUUUGGGAGCCAGGAAUCUACUGCCUUCUCCGCCCAGCCAGUACCUUCCCCUCCUCCCUCCAGCCCCUGGAAAGUUACUGUCCUUGAAAGAACACCAGGGCCCAAGAGCACUGCUAGCGCUCCGGUGGUGCCUGGCUCUCCCCGGGAUGGGCUUUCGCUCCUGUAGGGGGUAGAUAGCUCCCAGGUCACCAAAGCAGAUCUGCGUUGGCCUUGCACACCAAACAAACACUUCUGUUUGUGUUUUCUUUUUUGUCUGGACUCGUUCUUAGCACCUCCUCUGCCUGUGAGCGCUCUGUCACAGCACUCUGUAAGACUGGCACCCGCCGAGAUGCAGGCCCAGGGGGUCGCGGGGAGGAAGCGAGGGCGGCCGCCGCUCCACUCCACGCCUAGGAAGAUGCCAGGUCCCGGCCUUUUCUCCGCUUCUGCUGCUUCCCUACCAGCUGUGAAGAUCCCAAGGAAAAGAGGGCGGAAACGGGGACACAAGCUCAAGUCUCGGGUUCUCAUGACUCCUUUAGCCCUCUCACCCCCGAGGAGCACCCCAGAGCCUGACCUCAGCUCCAUCCCUCAAGACGCAGCCACCAUACCCAGGUUGGUGGCCCCCAAGGCACUCACAGUCUGCUUGUAUGUCAACAAGCGCGCCAACGCGGGGCCCUACCUGGAGAGGCAGAAGGUGCAGCAGCUCCCUGAGCGCCUGGGGCCCGAGCGGCCCGCGGCCGUCCUGCAGCAGGCAGUGCAAGCUUGCAUCGACUGCGCCCACCAGCAGAAGCGCGUCUUCUCCCUGGUCAAGCAGGGCCACAGCGGCGAGCUGGUGUCAGUGUCUGCGUCCUUUGAUGGAAAACAGCACCUUCGGAGCCUGCCCGUGGUGAACAGCAUUGGCUACGUCCUCCGCUUCCUGGCCAAACUAUGCCGCAGCCUUCUGUGUGAUGACCUCUUCAGCCACCAGCCCUUCCGUGGGACCCCCAGUGCCUCUGAGAAGGGCCCAGAGAGAGAGGAAGGAAGAAUGGAGUCAGCCAAGACAGUUACCAUGGAAGAAUGCCUGGGGAUCCCCGCAGGCCUGAACCGCUACAGGAUGGACCCCUGCUCCACCACUUUUAACCACAGGGGCUCUUUGCCCCCUUCCUCGCUAUACUGCAAGAAGCUCAACUCUGGAGACUGCCAUGUCGGAGGAGGCCCUGCCACCACCACCAAUGUUCCACGUAUCGGCCCCGUGUCCUCUGGAGGCUACUCAGCACCUGGACUGAGGCCUGCAGCCUCCAGCCCCAAGAGAAAUGGGACUUCUCUGGAAGGAAACAGAUGUGCCCUCGGAGCAACAUGACCAACCACAAGGUUCUCCACUGGAGAACGCUGCAGUCUCUUAAGGCGCUCGGCGAGCACGUCGCACGCUGAGCCCGCCCGCGCGCCCGAAUAGGAGCAGAUGUGCUCACUCUGUCGCUGCUCACCAUCCACCCAGCAGCUGGCUGCCCUGGCGGUGUCAGUCUGGCCCCAUCUGCCUGUGCAGCAGCUCGGGGAGGGGGUGUUUGUCUGUGAGCACAGACCCCUGUAACAGCUUUGCGGACCUGCUGCAGAAAUUUCCGUUAGUUUUCCUUUUAGUGUGAGUUUAUGAGACCCAAGGUGUGAGCUGGGCGUCCUGCUGAUCUCUGACUUGUAUGACCAACAGGCCCUCUCAGAAACGCUCCUGAGCCCACCUGGCUGCUGCACCUCUGUCCUGAAAAAGUGAAAAAUGCCCACAACAAGCUCCAGGUUGUGGGCACAGAGCGCACCUCCCCGACUCUGUUCCCUUUUCCACAGCAUCACCCAAAGGCCUCCUCCUUAAAGACAAACCAGCCCCUCUGCUGGCCCUGGAGGCUUUGGCUGAUGAGAAAGCAUUUUCCUGACCUCGCUCAAAAGACUCUAGGAUCCUGCGCGUGAUCCUAUUAAUUGGUGUAGUUUUUCUCCCUUCCUGGCAAAUAGGGAAAUUAGAUUUGACCUCUGCUCUAAUCACUCUAAAAUCAUUCUUAGACUGAAGACUCCCCGCCUUUGUGGUCAGGGCAUCUAUUACCAUCCUGAUUAACGCCCACGCUCUGGUGGGCGGACCCCAAAGACACACGUGAUUUCCGUGAUUCCUCAUCCCCAUUUUGAGUGCAGAUGCCUUUAAAUGAAGUGAAAUCAUCUUUAAUAAACAUGCAUCAGGAUUCAGAUGGCUCCGGGGUGCAUUAACACUUUCCCAGCAAAGCCCUGUGCCUAAUCACCUUAUGGGGCCCUUCAAGGUCCAAUAAGGAAAAGCCAACAAAAAUCUCAGAGUAAAUCCAAUUCUCAACCAAACCAUUAUGUAUUUAGGACAAACUAGGAAAUGUGAUGCUGCAUUUUUCUUGGCACUAGUGAAGCCCUGGUACUUCUCAAUCAUGUUAAAAAGAGGAGUGAAAAAAAAAAGAGUGAUUGUGCAAGCAGCCUAUAUGCCUGUGAACAGAUGAAUGGUUAAAAAAAUAUGGUAUAUACUGUAGUAUAUAAUGUAGUACUACUCAGCCAUAAAGAAGAGUAAAUUUGAGUCAUUAGUAAAAAAAUGAAUGGCUCUUGAGACU
Heterocephalus glaber (naked mole-rat) is the source of this 2657-nucleotide messenger RNA. NCBI's taxonomy places the organism in Eukaryota, Metazoa, Chordata, Mammalia, Rodentia, Bathyergidae. The record is from RefSeq and is a predicted model, not a curated record.